ACUUUCUGUUUCCCAUCAUGCAAAGCUACUGGACGAGGGAUUUUUAAAAAGUUAUCAGAAAUGGCGGAGAAAUCGAUAAGGGAAGUGGCCAGUGUAAGUGUAUUAAAUAGCCGUUUAACAGAGGAUCGAGGACAUUUACAUGGGAAAUCUCGUCUCUCGAUUUCGCCAAACAAAGAAGGAUUUAACUCCUCCGAUCACUUAAAUACAGAAUGUAGCCUGCCAGAGCAUACAGUCUCAAACGAACCUGACACGGAAUGUCCGGGACAACUCUCAACUCAGGCAAUACCGAUCAACUAUGCCAACGCAGACGUCUCGGAGUCAACAAAAAACUCUUCAGAUAGUGAAUUUACCACGGCAGACAAGGAAAAUUGUAUCCCGGCCGUCGUUACUACUUGUGGUGCGGGAGUCACCGGUCCAAUCCAUGUCGCCACUGAGGCUCCACAUGAAGACAGUCUGUCCCAGAGGAGCGAAAAGGCCGUCUCUGCUCUUCCUCUGACUCCUGGUCGGCAGAUAGAAGAUGACGCCGAGGUGGUGCGAAGGGCUCGCGAGGAAGGUCGGGUGAAUGUUGUCUUUCCUGGCUCAGUAACUCAAGAAGGCUGCUGUCGUAUCAUCUGUGAGAUCCUCAAGUGCAUCUUGUACCAGAGACAGCAACUGCCCAUGACCUAUGAACAGCUGGUGUAUUCUCAGAAGGAGCAUCAAGAUAUGAUGAACAAGGAGCUGGUGGGUCGGAGGCCCUCGCUGUCCACAGUCUUGGACUGGAGGAGGUGCCAGCGAACGCUGCAGGACCUGGAGGAGUUACUGCAGCAGCUGGAGGUGCUGUUCUCCCUCAGCCUGGUUCCUCGGGUUCUCCUCCUCAUCGGGGGUUCCAUCAUCCUCCCCAAGGAGCUGUACGAGGUCAACAUGGAGGCGGUUAUACGGGCGUCUGGGGGCCGCAGCCUUAGAGCCUCCACCUGCAUGCGUCACAUGUUCAGGACUCUGUUUGUGGCGGAUGUUUUGUCCGACACCAGACCGAUCCACCUCAUGAACACCACCGUCAUGGUUCUGGCCCACAGGGACUGCGGCGUUGACUGGUUCCGGCCUAAACUGGAAUACAGAGUCCCCACGCGGGUUAAGAGCCAGGUUAUUGCCCUGGCUUCAGACCCUGGCUUCUCCGAGGCCUCGCAGAGAGACGUCCAGGCCUGGCAGGACUACGUGUGGUUCCAGGCCCCUGUGGCCAUCAAGGGUUUCAGCAAAUGACCUUCCAGAGGAAGGACCAGACGGCAUGAGAGUGAAGGUGGUCGGAGAAGUCAAAGGGGGGAAAUAUGCCUGGUAACCGCACGUUUCUCAGGAACCUUUUUGUCUGUGUCGUUUUUUUAUAAUUCAGGACGCAGGCUGGUGUUCUGUGAACUACCGAAUUGUACAGGUUUUUAUUAAUGGGUUGUCUUAGCUCUACUUUUGGUUUGAAAUAAUGGAAUGAAAGUACACCUGGUGGCUCUGUACUGUAGAUGAGCAGAAUCCGGUUCAUCAUAUUAACUCUCGUGGACACUCAACCUCAGGUCUUCUACUUCAAAUGCAUAUAUAUUUGUGUAUUUUGCAACGUGUGUUCUCCAAUCUCAGAAUAUUUCUCCAAGCAGUGUCUUGUUUUCUGACUGCAGUGUCUCCUGCAUGAUGUCCUGUAGUUGUAUUUUUGGAAGAUUGACUUAAUGUGUGCCGGGUAAGAUUAGACUUAUCAAAUUUGGUAUAAUUCUGCUUAUAAGUCUGCUUUAAAACUUUAUUGUACAACCUGAAAGUUCAGUAUUCAAUAAAGUAACAAGUGCAAGUCA
Messenger RNA from Osmerus eperlanus (European smelt), 1802 nucleotides. It is a transcript of the gene mad2l1bp, whose product is annotated as MAD2L1 binding protein. Gene Ontology annotation, biological process: regulation of exit from mitosis. NCBI's taxonomy places the organism in Eukaryota, Metazoa, Chordata, Actinopteri, Osmeriformes, Osmeridae. Bases 61 to 1236 code for a protein of 391 amino acids. Gene Ontology annotation, cellular component: nucleus. The record is from RefSeq and is a predicted model, not a curated record. The transcript is spliced from 3 exons.